This is a messenger RNA of Panthera uncia (snow leopard), 6199 nucleotides long. It is a transcript of the gene SFPQ, whose product is annotated as splicing factor proline and glutamine rich. Gene Ontology annotation, molecular function: RNA binding. Gene Ontology annotation, cellular component: nucleus. The record is from RefSeq and is a predicted model, not a curated record. Gene Ontology annotation, biological process: regulation of DNA-templated transcription. Lineage: Eukaryota; Metazoa; Chordata; Mammalia; Carnivora; Felidae. The transcript has 13 exons. The coding region runs from base 115 to 2220 and encodes 701 amino acids.
GGACAAAGGCGGCGCGCCGCCUGUGUCAUCCGCCAUCUUGUGCGAAGCAAGGUGGCCUCCACGUUCCCAGAGCGUCUUCUCCGCUUCUGCCUCGACCGCCCCUUGAUUACAGACAUGUCUCGGGAUCGGUUCCGGAGCCGUGGCGGUGGCGGUGGCGGCUUCCACCGGCGCGGAGGAGGCGGCGGCCGCGGCGGCCUCCACGACUUCCGCUCCCCGCCGCCCGGCAUGGGCCUCAAUCAGAACCGCGGACCCAUGGGGCCCGGCCCGGGCCAGGGUGGCCCCAAGCCCCCAAUCCCACCACCGCCUCCGCACCAGCAACAGCAGCAGCCACCACCGCAGCAGCCGCCACCACAGCAGCCGCCGCCACUUCAGCCACCGCCGCAUCAGCCGCCGCAUCAGCAGCCGCCGCCGCCGCCACAGGACUCGUCCAAGCCCGUCGUUCCUCAGGGACCCGGCCCGGCUCCCGGAGUGGGCAGCGCUCCGCCGGCCUCCGGCUCGGCACCGCCCGCCACUCCCCCGACCUCUGGGGCCCCCACGGGCCCAGGCCCCACCCCGACCCCGCCGCCCGCUGUCACCUCGGCGCCCCCCGGGGCGCCCCCGCCCGCGCCGCCGAGCAGCGGUGUCCCCACCACCCCACCUCAGGCCGGGGGCCCCCCGCCUCCACCCACAGGGGGCCCGGGGCCCGGUCCUAAGCAGGGCCCAGGACCCGGAGGCCCGAAAGGCGGCAAAAUGCCAGGCGGGCCGAAGCCCGGCGGCGGCCCGGGCCUAAGUACUCCUGGCGGCCACCCCAAGCCGCCACAUCGAGGCGGCGGGGAGCCCCGAGGAGGCCGGCAGCACCACCCACCCUACCACCAGCAGCACCACCAGGGGCCCCCACCCGGCGGGCCUGGUGGCCGCAGCGAGGAGAAGAUCUCCGACUCGGAGGGGUUUAAAGCCAACUUGUCUCUCUUGAGGAGGCCUGGAGAGAAAACUUACACUCAGCGUUGUCGGUUAUUUGUUGGGAAUCUACCUGCUGAUAUCACAGAGGAUGAAUUCAAAAGACUAUUUGCUAAAUAUGGAGAACCAGGAGAAGUUUUUAUCAACAAAGGCAAAGGAUUUGGAUUUAUUAAACUUGAAUCUAGAGCACUGGCUGAAAUUGCCAAAGCUGAACUUGAUGAUACACCGAUGAGAGGUAGACAGCUUCGGGUUCGCUUUGCCACACAUGCUGCCGCCCUUUCUGUUCGAAACCUUUCACCUUAUGUUUCCAAUGAACUGUUGGAAGAAGCUUUUAGCCAGUUUGGUCCUAUUGAAAGGGCUGUUGUAAUUGUGGAUGAUCGCGGGAGAUCUACAGGGAAAGGCAUUGUUGAGUUUGCUUCCAAACCAGCAGCAAGGAAAGCAUUUGAAAGAUGCAGUGAAGGUGUUUUCUUACUAACAACAACUCCUCGUCCAGUCAUUGUGGAACCACUUGAACAAUUAGAUGAUGAAGAUGGCCUUCCUGAAAAACUUGCACAGAAGAAUCCAAUGUAUCAAAAGGAGAGAGAAACCCCUCCUCGUUUUGCCCAGCAUGGCACAUUUGAGUAUGAAUAUUCUCAGCGAUGGAAGUCCCUGGAUGAAAUGGAGAAACAGCAAAGGGAGCAAGUUGAAAAAAACAUGAAAGAUGCAAAGGACAAAUUGGAAAGUGAAAUGGAAGAUGCUUAUCACGAACAUCAGGCAAAUCUUUUGCGUCAAGAUCUGAUGAGACGCCAGGAAGAAUUAAGACGCAUGGAAGAACUUCAUAAUCAAGAAAUGCAGAAACGUAAAGAAAUGCAGCUAAGGCAAGAAGAAGAACGACGUAGAAGGGAAGAAGAGAUGAUGAUUCGUCAACGUGAAAUGGAAGAACAAAUGAGACGCCAAAGAGAGGAAAGUUAUAGCCGGAUGGGCUACAUGGAUCCAAGAGAAAGAGACAUGAGAAUGGGUGGAGGAGGAGCAAUGAACAUGGGAGAUCCCUAUGGUUCAGGAGGCCAGAAAUUUCCACCUCUAGGUGGUGGUGGUGGCAUAGGUUAUGAAGCUAAUCCUGGAGUUCCACCAGCAACCAUGAGUGGUUCCAUGAUGGGAAGCGACAUGCGUACUGAGCGCUUUGGGCAGGGAGGUGCGGGACCUGUGGGUGGACAGGGUCCUAGAGGAAUGGGGCCUGGAACUCCAGCAGGAUAUGGUAGAGGGAGAGAAGAGUAUGAAGGCCCAAACAAAAAGCCCCGAUUUUAGAUGUGAUAUCUAGGUUUUCAUUCCAGUUUGUUUUUGUCUUUUCUUGUUUAGAUACCAAUCUUUUAAAUUCUUGCAUUUUAGUAAGAAAGCUACCUUUUUAUGGAUGUUAGCAGUUUAUUGACCUAAUAUUUGUAAAUGGUCUGUUUGGGCAGGUAAAAUUAUGUAAUGCAGUGUUUCAAACAGGGGAAUUCUUUUUCCUUUUUAUUUCCUUUUUUUUUUUUUUUUAACUGUAUAAUGUCCCUCAAGUUAUGGCAGUGUACCUUGUGCCACUGAAUUUCCAAAGUGUACCAAUUUUUUUUUUACUGUGCUUCAAAUAAAUAGAAAAAAUAGUUAUAAUAUUGAUCUUCAACUUUGCCAUUCAUGCUUCUAUGCACAUUAGGCUAGGUAUUCCACUUCGAAAGCAUGAGCGUGUCUAGGCCUUUGAAUGGCAUAUGCCAUUUCUGGGAAAUGUAUCUGUAGGCUAAGCAUUGCUUUCUACAAAUAAGUACCCCCCCCCCUUGUUUUAAAAAGAAGAAAUGCAUAUUGAAGUAGUUUCAUGAUUUGUUUGGCAUUAUAGGAAGCAAGCUGGUGCUAAGUAUUUUUAAAUGGUUAUGUAAGCAAGCUGAACUGUAACUCUUCCUUCAGGAAUGUGUAUUAAGAUUAUGGAAUGGGUGAAAGACUUGGUAGGGGGAGAAAGUGGGUAUGACUAAAUGGAUCUUUAUGGCCCUAUGAUCUAUCCUUUCCUUGAAAGUUUCUGAAGAAAAAAGUGGAAAGAUCAUUUUGUUGCAUUCCUCCAUUCUUGUUUUUAAAAGAACAAGUCCCAAGCCCUACAAAUGGCUUGUAUUGAACUUUCAUAUUUGAAUUAAAGAUUGUUAAACAUGAAGCCUUUUCAUGUAUUACUUCAAGCGAUUUAUGAAGAUGGGGUUUAGUGUGAAAAAUUCAACUUGCAAGUAAGAAGCGUAGUAACCAUGAAGUAGGUUUAGCUACGUAUACAUUUGUACUCUGUAACUUUUACAUCUCCUUGUGCUACUUCUGGUGGACAAAAUCUGUAGGGCUAUGAAAACUUGUUCUCUUUUCUAAGAACUAGUGGUGACUGUUAAUGACCAGUAGCGUUGUAGAUCACGAUUCUUACUGUAAACUAUUUGUUAACCUGCUUUUCUAUAGUUUACUUUUGAUGUAGCACUAAAUCUGGAGAGAGUUGCUCAUGCUACACAGUACAAAUACCCCUUUCUCCCACCAUAAAGUUUUGGAGUGUUUCGAUGGUGUUGUCAGCUGAUUGUCAACUUCAUUGAAUCUCCUUCCAUUAGGAUAAGACAUUCUGACUUAACAUUAAAGUAGAUUGUUAUUGUUGUCUGAUAGUACGAUGGGAACCUGUUUUCCCAGCGUAUGUAUGUUAGCAGAGGAACAGCUUCCUAAAAGUAGGUAAAGUAAUUGAAUGGUUUGGCUUUGUUCUUAGUUCCAUUCAAAUUUGUACAUUACAGAACUCUUACUAUGGAAUGUGUCUUCCUCCUUUUCACCUCUGUUCUUGGUGCUAAUUGGCAAAAGUAAAAUUCUAAAUCAAAUCUUCGUUAAAUGCUGAAGUUUAGUAUUGUGCCUGAGUACAAAGGGAAACCUCUUGUUGAAACCCUGAGCACUUUCUGCAUAGGAAACUGGAUAAUACUGAAAGUAAAACACUAGUGGAGUAUAAAGGCAUGUCACUCAAUUCUGGUUGUGUGACUUGACAGGUACAUGGUGUGCUAAUUAAGGAAGAGAAUCUCCUUAGAAUAUGUUUAUUAUUUCUUCCCCAAGACACUUGGAAGUCGGUAGUAGUUUCACCAUAAUUCUAUCCAUGAGGAAGUUUUGUCCCAAGUCAUUAAUUGGUGAUAUGUAUGAGGUUUUCUGUAUGGAAACAAGGGUCUGGAUUUGAAAGGAAUCCAUUACAAUUUGAUUGAAUUGUGUGGUAGGGACUCCACUAAUGAUAAAUUAAGGGGUGUUCAUGGGACACCCACAGAGGGUGAACGUGAAUGUGUGUGGGCGGGGGCUGGUGGGGAAGUGGGAAAAUCUGCCUAUAAAAUUAAUGUUUCAGUUUAUUUUUCAGAUUACAUGCCUUUCUUUAUAAGGGAUGCUGGCACAGACCCCUAAAAUAAGCUUUUGUUAGUACUGUACCUUUGAAGAGUGGUGAAGGAUGCUAAUGGAUAAUCUCCUGAAAGUUGUGGUUUUGCUAGCCUUACUGUGGGCUGUAGAAUUGCUAAACGUUGUUUAGCAAAUAAUGUUGCUUAGUUUCCACUAAGUUUUGCCUUUUCCUCACUGAAACAGCAGUGUACCAAGGGUUGUAAGCUACUCAAAGAGACUUUCAAUAAGUCUUGGAAUGCAUAUGGUAGUUUUUAGCUUAAUGUGAAUUUAAAUCCUCUUAAAAAGGAGUUUCCUAAAAGCUGAUAUGAAAUGGGUGGGAAAGGGAAUGUAGUACUUUUGAAGUAUUUCAGCCAUUUUUCUUAUUUAAAGAAACCAGCUGCCCCCAUUUCCUCUUCUCCACUUUCUCUCGUAAUUUUAAGAGGAACACUGAUCAUUUUAAGCUUAUUACUCCUAAUCUUUAAACUGCAUUCUCUACGAGAUCCCAGUGUAUUCAAUAGGUACCUUAUAAGAUUAACUGAAUGGCUCACAUUAUUUAGUGAAACCAUAAUCCUCUGCUUAGAACACUAAUUAAAACUCCUAAGAAGUCCUAUAAACCCCACCACUCUUUAUAUAGAUGUAUUAUACCACUAAUACAAACAGAUAAUAAUUUGGGAAAUUGUAACGUUACGCCUGUGCAAUUUUUAUAAGUGGCAUAUUAUGGCAGACAAAAAUUUAGAGACUUGGCUUUUCUCGGGCAAGCCACUACGUUGUGGCGGGAUGUUUUCUGGUGUUCUUGGACUGCAAUUGUGCACUAUUAAAGUAGUGGCCUGCUACAUAACUGCAUUUAGCCAGCAUUUCUGCAGUGCGUAACUGUGAGGAACGUAGUACCGCAAAUGGCAAUGGACAUUAGGACCCGGAUGUAGUAUUCCUGCUUGCUCCAAGAUUCUCAUUGCCGACUGCAUACAGGUAAGAAUGAUUGAUGUUGGCUGAUAUUGGAGUACUCAUUCACUUCAAGUGGAUAAGCUAUUAAUCUCAAGACGAUAUCCCACAACAUGAGCCAAGAAGGAAAGCCACAACUUGUUAGAUUCAGGAAGUGUCUGGCAAGUGUAAGCGGGGGAAAGGCAAAGAGAGACAAUAUCUUAAGCAUGUUCCAUGCCCAGUGAGGACUCCCAUCUCAUGACCAUGAAGUCAUGACCUGAACUGAAAUCAAGAGUCAGAUAGAUGCUUAAGCGACUGAGCCACCCAGACACCCCCCGGGUUGGCAAUUUUAAAGAAAACUCAGCUCAACUCUGCUAUUCUACCUGGGAAAGCCAUCGUAGAUAGUAGGUAAACAAAUGGACAUGACUGUGUGCCAGUAUUUUACAGAAAGGUAGUAGGUGGACAAUAGCUUACUGUCUUCUCAUCUAAUACAAAUUGCAUAAAUAGAUAACUAGAUAAUCACUCAGGUUUAAAGGGCUGUCAUAAUCGUAGUUUGAAAAGAGAAUAAUGUAGAAAUAGCAAUAAUUAAUUGACUAUAUCUUAAACCUAGGGAAGGUGCCAAUUAAUGGAGUAUCUUAGAUCUUCCUUCCAAGAGUGGUUGCUACUUAAGUUCUAGUGAAUGGAAGUAAACUUGAAUCAACUAGCUGGUGACAAAGUCUGGUGUUAAAAUAAUCUGCCUCUUAAAGAAUCCUUAAUUAUAUAGGUCAUUAAAUAUUGUUAAUACCGCACUCCUUGAUUAGUAUUGUUUGGUGUUAGGAAGUUUACUUGGUGCGAAAUGGUAAAUGUUUGAGAACUCUGAUUCUUAACAUAUUUUGGAGUAAUUGUUUCUUUUAAUUGGCAGGAUCAGGUGAACUGUGUCCAGAAAACCAGUGAGGAAGAGGGCAAAGAGGAAUGAGCAACCUAAUUGUUGUUAAUAAAGACAUUUUAAAAU